ACAAUGAUUUUAUAGUGAAUAUAAGUGAAACUAUUGCGUUAAGUAGAGCAUAAUGAUAAGGAAUAAUGUAUAGUUGAUAAUCGAAUAUUGGAUUGUAAUAAAAGAAGAAAAUAAUCAUGCACGUAUCGCCUUUUCGACGUUUGUUGCAUUGGGGUCCAAUUUCAGUAUUAGCUAUAAUCAAACUGAUAACAUGGGCUAUGGUCCAUCUGAUGAGCAUGUGGUGGCCCCCACAUGUCUCCCUAGGAGCAGCUCUUCACUCCCUCAUGUUUCUGAGCCUUGCAGCCCUUACUCUAUAUUACUUUCUACAAGCAUUACUUGAAGGGCCGGGAUAUGUGCCGAUGGGAUGGAAACCUGAAAAUGAAGAGGAUGUAGAAUAUUUGCAAUAUUGUGUUGUGUGUGAGGGUUACAAAGCACCUAGGUCACAUCAUUGUAAAAAGUGUGGUAGGUGUAUAAAGAAAAUGGAUCACCACUGCCCGUGGAUCAACUGUUGUGUGGGAUAUGCUAAUCAUGGUUACUUCAUCACAUUCCUCAUGUUUGCUGUGCUUGGAUGUCUGCAUGCAUCUAUUGUGCUAAUAAUCUGCCUGUACCACGCGAUCAACCGCGGCUGGUACAUGUAUCACGGCACGGGCCAAGAGCCGCUGAUCUUCCUCACGCUGACCACGUUACUGCUGACCCUGCUGGCGAUUGGGCUGGCUGUGGGCGUUGUGUUAGCGGUUGGAGCGCUGUUGUAUUUGCAGAUCCGCGGGCUACUCCGCAACCGCACGACCAUCGAGGACUGGAUAGUGGAGAAGGCAGCGAGUCGGCGCGAAGAGCGGGGCCUACCGCCCUUCGUGUACCCCUACAUGUACCACUGGGCGGAUAGUUUGCGCUCGGCCUUCGCCCCCGGCCUCGGGGACGGCCUGCACUGGCACGUGAUCGAGGGAACUGGGCCUUAUGAUCUUACUAUGGAGCAAAAAGCCCAAAAGAUAGAUAAACAACUCCGCUCCCGUCUAUUCACGGCGACCAGUACUUACUCCGGCCACUGGGUACCCAUCCUCAGCCGGCCGCGCGCAGCCAUCGCAGCACCUUGUACCGAUGAAGCUAGACUGCCGUUGAAGCCUGGAGAUCUUAUCAGAGCUACUAGGCAGAGAAGGCAUUGGCUCUUCGGCGAGAAACUAGUCGGUUUCGAGGAAUCAAGCCGAGGGCCGCGGGGUUGGUUCCCGCGAGACGCAGUAGUGCCAACAGAUCAAAUUAAAAGUAAACCCGAUUAGCACUAGGUUAUAUCUUCAUUUAAAUGUGUUUAAAUUAGUUUUUAACCGACUUUAAAAAAAAGGAGGAGGUUAUCAAUUCGGCCGGUAUAUUUUUUU
Colias croceus (clouded yellow) is the source of this 1346-nucleotide messenger RNA. RefSeq names its product palmitoyltransferase ZDHHC6-like. Gene Ontology annotation, biological process: protein palmitoylation. Gene Ontology annotation, molecular function: protein binding; palmitoyltransferase activity. Gene Ontology annotation, cellular component: Golgi apparatus. NCBI's taxonomy places the organism in Eukaryota, Metazoa, Arthropoda, Insecta, Lepidoptera, Pieridae. The transcript has 8 exons. The coding region runs from base 117 to 1250 and encodes 377 amino acids. The record is from RefSeq and is a predicted model, not a curated record.